Molecule: messenger RNA, 1379 nt
Organism: Amphibalanus amphitrite
Lineage: Eukaryota; Metazoa; Arthropoda; Thecostraca; Balanomorpha; Balanidae
Product: E3 ubiquitin-protein ligase SINAT3-like
Exons: 2
Coding region: 202-648 (148 amino acids)
Biological process (GO): multicellular organism development; proteasome-mediated ubiquitin-dependent protein catabolic process
Cellular component (GO): cytoplasm
Molecular function (GO): ubiquitin conjugating enzyme binding; zinc ion binding; ubiquitin protein ligase activity
Source: RefSeq, a predicted model, not a curated record
AGUGUUGGGACCGCUGCAGAGCGCGUCAGUGUGUCGUACUGAAUGAAGAUCAGGCAUACAUAUUCACAUGCAAUAAGCAGUCACUAAGCUCAGCCCCUCACAGAACCAGCUAGGUAGCUGACUUGCUGAGGACCAGUGAGUGAAGAUCAGCCCAGCGGUGUCCGUUGGAGCCUCUAAAAUCCCGCCGUCCCGACGUCUCCGAUGGCUCAGAACGGCACUCCGGUGAACGGCAGCGUGUCUCCGGCCCGUCCGAGCCCUCCGGUCGACUACCCGGCCCUGCUGAAGCUGUUCACCUGUCCAGUGUGUAGCGAUUUCCUGCGGCCGCCGAUCCCCCAGUGCAAGAAAGGCCACCCACUGUGCGGCGCGUGCAGGCCCCGGGUGCGCGGAGUGUGCCCGCUCUGUAAACAAGCUGUCACCAACCAGACCAACAUAAUGAUGGAGCAGAUGAGCCAGCUCAUCAAGUUCCCCUGCCAACACGCGAGAAAGGGCUGCGCAGAGCUGGUGCUACUCAAGGAGAAGCCCCACCACGAGAGCGUGUGCGACUUCCGGCCGAUCCACUGCGAAUACCACGAGCACGGCUGCGCUACCGUGCUCUGUCUACAGGAGAUGGCUGCCCACGUGCGUCAGUGCUCCUUCCGACCCCACUGACCGCCUUACAUACGCCAGCCGAUACUAAAUUGGGAAAUAAAUGGUGGCGUGUACUUUGUCAUACUCCGCCUAUAUCGCAAGUGAUGCGUUUUCGUGAGAUCGCCCAUUCGCCUUGACUCGACUUAGCGGUGUGAUUAUGUUUUAUCUUUGUCGCAUGCCUCUUUGUCAUGUGUCAUGUUAAAAGCUUUGCGCUCUUUACAUCUCGUGAGAUGUAGCCACAGUGUUCUCAAUAGCUGUAUAUUGUGCACUGAAUGUUGCAUAUUGUGGUGCAUAUGAUAGUGUGUAUAGUAUGGACCAUGGAAACGUCCUGUCAGAGUAGCAAAUGUAUCUAAAUGAAUGGUUGAUUAGUACAAAGCAAAGGUGCAGCGACCCUGCAUGCAUUCACCAUCGCACACUGUUGAAAAGGCGUUUCCACGUGAAUGCUGGUGGAAUCCUGCCUCCUAGUAGAGCCACGCCAGUCUCUCCUUUUUUCCGCCGACUUUCGCUAAAACAUUACUGAACAUCCUCCCGUAUGAAGGUAGCCAGUGGGGACCGGUGCUGGUAGCUGUAUUUGAUGCCAACCGAGAGGGCCGUACUUGAGCGUAUUUUUAGUUUAGGCGAGCGCCAGUGAUCACCGACGUAUGGACGAUGAAGAGCGUGUGUCGGUAUCGCUGUUAUAACAGUACCUUGACCUUAUAUCUGUGUUUCAAUAAGCCGCGUUCUACUAAAAUAAAGGAAACAGUUUUUGUGCC